AAGAUACUCUAUAAAUAACAAACAUCUCGAAUAAUGUGGAGUUUCCAUAUUUAUAAUCUUUAUCUGCUAGAAGCUUCUGAUUUUGUUGAUUAGUAUCUUUGCUUAUAAGACCCGUUUCCAUCACAUCUUACCUUUCAAAAACCCAAUUUACGAAAUGUCAAAGGAUACUAAGGAAAAACUGAUUUUUGCACCGGAGAGAUAUCAAUACACUAGAGGAAGUCUUCAUAGAGAAGACCUGGUUAACAAGGACCCUUUGCUGCUGUUUAACGAAUGGUUCCGUGAUGCGGUUCAGAACCAGGAUAUUAAGGCUCCAGAAUCAACAACCUUGUCUACAGCUCGUUUACCAUCUGGCAGAGUCUCUUCUCGACUCGUUCUGCUGAAGGAACUGGAUCAUCGUGGAUUUGUCGUGUUCACCAAUUUGGGCACAUCUAAGAAAGCCAAGGACUUAAAGACAAACCCCCAUGCUUCAUUGUCGUUCUGGUGGGAGCCUCUGCAGCGUCAAGUGCGUGUGGAAGGUGCAAUUGAGUACCUGACUCGUGAAGAGUCAAAUGAGUAUUUCCAGACUCGUCCUCGUGGUUCAAGAAUCGGUGCCUGGGCUUCUCCUCAGUCAGACGUAAUUAAGGACAGAAAGGAGCUUGAGGAUAGAGUUGCCGAGUAUACGAAAAAGUUUGGUGAGGACGAGGUAAAGCCUGUUCCUGUGCCCGAGUUUUGGGGUGGCAUCCGUAUUGUGCCCUUGGAAAUUGAAUUCUGGCAAGGUGGAAAGUUCCGUCUUCAUGACCGCUUCUCCUUCCGUCGUGAAAGUAUCGACAAGGAGUAUGAGCUCGUUCGUUUGGCUCCUUAAAUGAACACCGCUUUAAACUGCAUAUCCAAAUCAAUAUUAUAGUACUACUUUGGUUUACUAAAGGAGUUGCAGAUGAAUUUCAGGCUAAUCACAAUGUAUGGGUCUUGACUUUUUUGUUUUAAAUGAUGCCUAAUGACUAAACACUGGUUUAAAAAUGGAGGUUUCCUACAAUCUUAUAAAAAAAAAAAACCAUAUAUGAAACAAGCAAUGCCUUUAUUAAAAUUAAUUAUAUGAACAACUAUGGGAUGAAUUCAGAAUGUACGGUUAAGUGCAAUGUACUGUUUUGGUCUAGCAUUUUGACUUUUAAACAGUGUUUUCUUUAAAAUCUCGACAACACAUAUAAACGAUUCAAUGUGUAGGGUGAUCUAUGCAUCAGGUGGUGCUUUGAUUCGUUUUCGUUUCGCCUGUAUGAAUCCUUUCCCGCUCUACUCGGCUCAUUCUCACAACUUUCAAACCAUUGUGAUACAAAUAAAUGCUUUAUUUUGACUACCUGUCUAGAAUUACCGUUGUCCUCUCUCCCUCUUACUAAAGAUUGACCAUUCAAAU
Molecule: messenger RNA, 1387 nt
Organism: Schizosaccharomyces japonicus yFS275
Lineage: Eukaryota; Fungi; Ascomycota; Schizosaccharomycetes; Schizosaccharomycetales; Schizosaccharomycetaceae
Product: pyridoxamine 5'-phosphate oxidase
Exons: 1
Coding region: 155-841 (228 amino acids)
Biological process (GO): pyridoxine biosynthetic process; vitamin B6 metabolic process
Cellular component (GO): mitochondrial intermembrane space
Molecular function (GO): pyridoxamine phosphate oxidase activity; oxidoreductase activity, acting on the CH-NH2 group of donors; FMN binding
Source: RefSeq, a predicted model, not a curated record